UUAAUUUCCGGUGAAUUAGCUUUGCCAAAUAUCUUUAAAGAUAAUAAAGUGUUGAUUUCAGAAAGAGGAACUUUUCCUUUGCUGCUUGUAGGAUCAGCAGAGUACUUUUUAUUUCAGCUUUUAAACUAAGAUUUGGGGGUGUAUAAUACACUGCUACAGAAAUUCCUUUAUUAUGUAUUGGAAAAUUUAGUUAUUAAUCUUUGUUUUGGAUUGCUACAUUUCGCUGACUCCUAGCACAUGGACUAACACGAUGGACCUGGUACAUGAACUACUUGAAUGAACUACCAAUGGACUACCCUAAAUGUAAACCCCUGAAAUAUUUAGCACAAAAGUUCUGCAGUUUAGUUUAAGAAUCAUUUUGUCUGCUUAUGUUCCCAUCUUCUAGGAACAAUUUUCAAAAGUGAUCGCUUCUGCAUGCAUUGCGUGCCGUUUAUUAAAAUUCUGGUUAACUAGCUCUACUACUUUGGUAUUUGAGAAAUGUUUCAUCUAACCGUAACCCUAACCCUAAACCCUCACUGAGCUCAACCAUGACAGUUGUGUGCCAAAUGUUUUUAGGUGACCAGGUUUCUUUUCACCAGGUGGUGUCCUGUACAAGCUAGGCAGUCUUAGGAAUAUUCCAACCUGAUCCAUUCUUAGUACGUGGCCCAGCCAUCGGAUCCGUCUGCAACAUGCACGUGCGUUCAAUAGAGAACUCUUUAAAGCUGUCUUGCUAUAUCGCCAACAAUAUUAUCUUGCAUAAAGUGUUGUAUCUUUCGCGUUGUUUUUUCGAUUAGGGUCUGAUUGAGUCCACUUGUGGUAUAGUGUACAGGUACCUUCCUGGGGACUCCUGCUUUCUUGUAAUUAUGAUUUAAAUGACUAACUGGCGUUCCCACACUUGUUCGUGGAGCGUGUGGUUCUAAUGCUGACAAUCUGGCAAAAGGCCAAUGCAUGUGUAAUUGUGGGAAGCUUUAUAAAAGGCAUUUAAUGCCACCCGCGCACUUAUCGUGUUGCUAGACUGUGGACCGAAACUCAUACUCGCUUGAGCAGGUAAGGGAGUACUCAGUUGUCAGAUAUAUUAAUUUAGUUAAGCUGCAUUGUGAUCUCUUAUACCAACAGAAGCUUUUAAUGACGAAUACAAGGAAGAGUAUAUCUCUGCUUUAACUGAAUUUUUUCUCACGAGGACUUUAAUAAGUGAGACUAGAUCAAACUGAAAUCCAGUUAAGACUGAGUGAGGGUUGUCCAAUACUCACCUCUUGUUUCAAGUUGUCAACUGGUUCAAGAUCUUCAAGUAGUACCAUUCGCGCGAGUCGUAAGGAUUUAUGAUUAAGAUUACUCGGAUCAUGGUGCAUCAAAGGAACCGAUAAAUUCACUCUCAUCCUAAUCCGGAUUUUCUCAAAAGAAUCACCCUAUAUAUAUUAUUUAUGCAAAUUUUAAAGGAGCCUCCAUCUAUUCAUUUACAACGUCAUCCGUAACCGGCCAACAACGCGAAUAUUUGUUCUCCUCUUUGUUUUAGCCUUAAAAAAUAAAACAUUUUGAGAGAAAUCGGAGUUGGAACUUCUUUGAUAUCAAGGGUAAAUUUUCCAUUUCGAAUUUUUUGUUUUAUAUUUUGUUUUAUAUUAAAAAUAUAAAAAAAUGCAACAGUUUAGUGGAAACGUGCUUCAAGAGUGAGAAGGUGAUUCUAAUGAAAUAGGAAAUUAUAUUGAACUGUCACGUCCUGAUGACGUAAAAUCAAAUAAAUAUUCGGGUUAAAUGAAGAAAGCUUUUAAUAAUGAUUUGAAUUCUGUGAGUAAUUAUCGGUGCGAUAUUUUGCGCUAGAAGAAAGUAGCCUUCUUUGUGUGUCAGCGAGCCAUUCCAGGAUAUUUUGACUUGGAAACGUCAUGCAAAAGGGGUAUAAAACGUCAACUUGAAGGGAGAAAUUUUUCUGAACCCAAUAGUUAUUGGAUAGAACCCUUGGUAAAGCCGACUUAACCCAACACAACAUGAAAUUCGUCAGCAAUAAACUGAUGUCCAAAUUUCUUGGAUGUAUGGUUUUAUGGCAAAUUCAGGUUUUUAACGAAGUCGUAGGUAAUCCUGGCAUUCAGCAACUUAAAAUGGAUGGAGAUAUUAUUCUGGGCGGUCUAUUUCCAGUUCACAGGAAAAGUAAAUAUACCGAGAAUGCAUGUGGUGAAAUAGACCCACAGCCGGGAUUUCAAUAUUUGGCCGCCAUGUUGUUUGCUCUUCAAAAAAUCAAUAACAGCACCAGCUUACUUCAGAACAUCACUCUCGGAGCGGAGAUCUACGACACCUGCCAAAGCCAGACGAUAGGAGCCGACCGCGCUAAAGACAUAAUUAAAUACACGCUGCUGGAUAACGAGAAAUCGCUUGUCGGAGUCGUUGGUCCUUUUACGAGCGAUGUGUCCAUUGCAGUGGCGACACUUUUGCGAGUUUUCCAAAUUCCUCAAAUAAGCUACGGCUCGUCAAGUGCCGAUCUGUCUAACAAGGAGCUUUAUGAGAACUUUUUCAGAACUGUGCCACCGGAUUCAUUUCAAGCUCAGGCUCUUGUAGAUGUCAUUCGGCAUUAUGGCUGGACAUAUGUUUUCACGAUAAACUCAUUUGGCAAUUAUGGCAAAAAAGGCAUAAAGUUAUUUCACAGCAUGGCUCGAGACGCUGGUAUAUGCAUCGCAAAAUCGGCUAGUCUUCCUAGUCUGCCUAGUCUGCCAACCUACAACAACUACAGGUCUGCUCUCAAAACAGUAACGGGUCAUAGUUUAGGCGGCAACGCCCAUGUUAUUGUGCUAUUUACAAGCCAGACUGACUCGGCUGGUUUGCUCCGCGCAGCUAAGGGAUCUAAUGUGAAGGUUCUUACAUGGCUUGGAAGCAGUGGCUGGAGCAAUCGCGUUGACGUCACUGAAGGUAGAGAAGAAAUCGCUAACGGCUCUCUGACCGUGGGUCACCAUGAAGGAAUCGUACAUGGCUUCUUGGAUUUUUUAAUAAAUCUUGAUAGAACUCUGGAAGGUACUACCUUAAGAAAUUCCAGAAAUUCCUGGUUUGACGAGGUUUUGCAGUCUGUGUUAAAGUGUACAACACCAAGAUCAGCACGUUUUUCAAAUCAAGGUUGCAAGAACAAGACAUCGCUACCACGUGACAUAGAACUUGCGCCUGUUCGCGUUGUUGUCAACGCGGUUUAUGCCAUGGCGCACGCCCUUAACGACAUGCAAAGGGAUCUUUGCCCGGCAGCGCAGACUGGAAUUUGCGAGGAAAUGAAAAAGGGACUCAAGGCAGCAAGUCUCAUAGAUUACUUGAAGAAUGUCACCUUUCCUGAUGCAGCUUUUAACUCUAGUCUAACGUUCAACGAAAACCAAGAAAUAGAUGGUUCUUAUAGCAUCAUGAACUUUCAACAAGGAACAAAUGGUGAAUGGACAUAUGUUAAUAUCGGUUCCUGGAGGUCUCUUCAAAAUUCAAGCGAAGGACAAUGGGGUGAAUUAAUUAUUAACGACUCUUUGGUUUCGUGGGGAAACGCGAAAAUACGUCCGCCGCAGUCAUACUGCAGUGUACCAUGUGGCUUAAGACAAAUAAGAAAACCGCGCAUAGUUAAUCCACAAUGCUGUUGGGUUUGUGACCGCUGUAAGUCUACGGAAGUGAUUGUGAACAACACUUGCCAGACGUGUGCUGUUGGUUACAUUCCCAACGCAAGGUUUCAGAAAUGUUUAAAGCUUGAUCUUACUUAUCCCAAAUGGAAUGAGCCAAUAUCAUAUUCAUUGGCGGCAGUUGCUACAGUCGGGAUGGCCGUUGCCAUAGGAACAUUUGUUUUCUACGUCAUUAAUCGCAAUCACAGUGUCAUCAAAGCAGCUGGUAGAGAGCUUUCUCUUAUCAUAUUCAUUGGGAUCCUCCUCUGUUUUGUGGCGUCUUUCAUCUGUUUGGCUAAGCCAACUGAUUUAGUAUGCACUUUCCGUCGUUACAUGGGAGCUUUAUGCUUUACAAUGUGUUACGCUCCGUUACUGAUGAAAACAAAUCGUAUCUAUCGUAUCUUUACCCACGCUAAACACUCGGCCGCAAGACCACCUCUAAUAAAACCCAUGUCUCAGGUCCUUAUUUCCACGGGGCUUAUUGCAGUGCAGCUUCUUAUAACCACCGUGUGGACACUCUCAGACACACCCAAGGCCAUCGCAGAGUACCCGUCCCCAGAAACAGCUUCUCUGGUUUGUACCGUUAGUGCACAUAGCUUUGCUGUUAACAUGUGCUACAAUCUACUGCUCAUGUUCCUCUGUACUGUUUUUGCCUUCAAAACGCGCAGUUUUCCCAGGAAUUUUAACGAAGCAAAACAUAUUGGUAUCACCAUGUACAUAACCUGUUCUUUGUGGAUCAUAUUUUUACCAACUUACUUUAACAGUAAAACCUCCAGUUGGAAUGAGUAUAUGUAUUGUUCUAUUUUUAUCCUCGUCGGCAUUGUUAGUCUUGUAGGCUUGUUGCUCCCUAAGGUCGCCAUUAUUGUUUUAACUAACAUUUCUAGAGAAACAGUCCACUGUUAUGAUGAACCCUCACACGGAGAAACACGAGACGAACCAAUCCUGGAUUCUCCAAGAGUAUCGAAUCGAGCUCCGCUAAGCCUAGAUUUUUCUCUUUGCCAAUCUGCUGCACAAACACAGUCUGUGUGAAGUCAAUAAUAUGUUUCACGCGAAUGAUUUAUUUAAGCCCUGGCAGUUGUAUCACUGGGCUCACUACGUAUCUCAGUUUUCUAAGCAGGCGCCGAGUGUAGAUUAGCGCAGGACAACAAACAAUGGCUCUCACUCAAAUCGUAGGAUACGCAUAUGAAUCCUUGAAAAAAAAAAAUUUUACCUACUGCAGAUAUAUAAGACUUGCUUGAACACGAACGCAGAUAAUGUAUAGUUUUUAAAAUUUGUCAGGAGUGGAGGGAUAGUUGAUGUUGAAUUUUCUGAAUAUUAAAUGUUGCGUAAAAAAUUACAAAUGCCACGGGAACAAAAAAAAUGCCAAAUGCUUCAUCCUCAUCCAGAAAACAACAUCGCUCAAGAUUCAGUACAUCAUAAUUAAAAUGGUCAUUCGCAUUAGUUAACACGCCAUAUUGUGUAAAAAGUUUCCCAGACACCACUUGGUGAUAGCUGGUUUUGGUUUAGUAUUUUGAACAAUACCACUGCUCAGUCAUUUGCUAUUCUAUUUUAAUAUGCUCAUUUUAUCUGCGUACAUUUAAUAUUAAAGCUUGUCAAGUUUACUAAGAAUUAAUUACUUUCAAUCAAGUUGUUGAAGAAUCUCAAAUGUAAAUUUAAAAAAAGUGGAAACAAUUUUUAUGAAACUGAUCAUGUCGAGUCAUGGCUUUACAAUCCAUAUAUUAGCGGACUAGUGACCCAUAUCGAGCAACAUAGCAGAGCAACAAUGUGCUUGGGCUCUCUUGCAAGUUAAGUGCAAGACCAGAACCACAAGGGUGCCGAGUGCCACGGGGGUUUCUCCAUGGGAAGAGCAAAUGCUCGGCCCCUGGGUAGGCCCCUGGGUAGUAACAAAAUUUCAAAUGUCCCAACUCUAGGUUACCCAGGGGGAAGGGCACUCCUGGAAAAAAAGCGAGGACUGGUGAGUAAAGGACUGCGCAAU
Messenger RNA from Orbicella faveolata, 5559 nucleotides. RefSeq names its product metabotropic glutamate receptor 2-like. Gene Ontology annotation, molecular function: G protein-coupled receptor activity. Lineage: Eukaryota; Metazoa; Cnidaria; Anthozoa; Scleractinia; Merulinidae. The record is from RefSeq and is a predicted model, not a curated record. Gene Ontology annotation, cellular component: membrane. Gene Ontology annotation, biological process: G protein-coupled receptor signaling pathway.